AAUGCCAUGACGUAAUCGCAAUAAGUCGACUGCGAUGACGCACUUUAUCUCGCUGAACACGGCGCUGGCAGACGUGAAGCCAGCUGGUGAGAUGGUGGCCUGUACCCUGAACAAGAAGUCCUGAGAGAGAGGGAGGAGAGAAACAAGUUCUUUAGGCGGUCCCUGUCACGCUAAGAAUGCCGCAGACCUUGCAGCUGCUGUACACGCAGCUCCAGACCUCCUAACACCGUCCUCGGAGCAUGACCAGGUCCCCAGACCUUCCUCGCAAGCGUCACAAGUGGCUAGGUCGUUUGUUGGGCUGUUUCUCCGGCAAAAGUCAUGUUGAGGGCAGCAGCGACCACGGCAGUGGCUACAUCGAGCACACGAGCUGGCUGGACCCGUACAGCGGCGAAGGGGCGAGGCCACGCAAGGCAAAGCGCUUGGAGGGCAAAGUCGGCAGGACGAGCCUCCCCAGCGGUAGAAGCGGGGAGUGGAUGAGCCCCUGCUUCUUCUUGGGGGAUCUGGAGUGGGCCCUGCUGAAGGAGGGGCUGCUGGAGUACCGCGACCCCGCUGCCAGCAUCCCGGUACUCAGCAUCUGUCACGGCUUCUCCGACGAAGAGCUCAAGUCGCUCAGCAAGCGACGCCACUAUCUGCAGCUGAACCGCUUGUGGGACAAAGAGAUGGUAGAGGGACUGGACAAGGUGCUGCGCAUCGACGGCCUGGAGCCUUUCAUCGACGGCCUGCCUGCCUCUGUGUGGCUGGAGUGUGUGGAACCCACCCUGUCCAUCCUCAUCUCGCUCAACGCACUGCGCCACAGACGAUCCAACCUCAGUGUCAAAAGAGGGGCACCGGAAGUGCUUGACAGCAGCCGCUCACGUCACGGAGAUUUCGAGUUUGGACCAAUCGCCAUCUUCCAUCAUCCUAGGCGUAUCCAGCAGAUGAUGCUGCUUCGUUUCGAGUUCCUCAACACGGUCACUACUGACCCGGUAGAACUUGGUGAACUCCAUCGGUCACAUGACCACAUCAGACGCAGCUACAACCGGCCCCGUCGUUUUCGCAACUUGCGCGGGACUGAGGAUGAUGGGGGUCCCCCUUCUAGCAAAAACCGCGACGACAGCAUCGAUGCCAGAAACAACGACAAAUGCGUGAGAACUGCGCGAGGACACGUCUCCGCGUGCGAUACCUGUAGACAGCCGGUGCUACCAGAAGAGCACGGAUGCAACAGUAGAAGCAGCAGCUGCUGCUGCAACUGUAGUUCCAGCAGUUGCAGCUGCAGCAGCUACACUAGUAGCAGCUGCAACAGCACCAGCUGCAAUUGCAGCAACAACAACAGCUGCACCCUCAACAUUUGCCUAGAAAUACCUGCUUGUGAGCAGCGUUCAGGCAACAAUCUCGACACGCGGGUGGAGACUUCGCUCAUGAACCCCAAACCCGGUCGGUUCCCUGCAAUCGGCCAGUCUCCCUGCCACGACCUACGUCGGUCACUGCGUUGUUUGAACAACAACAAUAACAGCAGCAACAACGUCAGCACUGACGGAGGCUCACCUGCGCUCAUCGCCAUCUCGGAUCGUCUUCAGAUGUUGCCAGGCCAGGAUCCCAGCCAGUCUGCCACCGGAAGUGCCGCCACGCGCUCAGAAUGGCCUGCCAUGGACCUCAUGGCGCUCGGCGACCACACUGUCUGGAUGCUGACGUCAAGGAGGUACAUUACCAUCCCCGCACAAGCGCACAGAAGAGCUUGGCACGGCGUCAUCGGUAUUACCGCGAUCAAGGGCGGCACUGGAGAUGGUGAGGAUGCGACAGGGAUGGACAGGACUGAGGGGCGUCUGUCCACCAGGCGAAGUCCCUGGAACUUUUCGCGGCGCCUGGUUCGUAGGGCGCGUGGAUGGAAGAACCGCUUGGAGCGCUCCAUUAUACAGAGGGACAAACACAGCUCACGACGUUAGCCCGCAGAGGCCAUGAUGUCGGAGCGGAUUAAGGAAGCAAACAAACAUGAAGCAGGAAAAUAACCGAAAUAAGCAAACAUUUAAGCAGCACAAACAAUCAAUCAAGCAGUAAGAGCAGCGGACUAAAGUAAGCAACUAGAUAUUGAACAAGCGAAAAUUAUCCAAACUAUACAGGCAAGCCGAUAAAACAAACAAACAAACAAACAAACAAACAAACAAACAAACAAACAAACAAACAAAAAGAACAAGAUAAACAAUUCAAAAACAUAAAGAGACAUACAAGAAAAACAUGUUUCAAAUUAAUUUGACAUCGAUCAUAAGCAGGCAAGCCUUACUGGCGCCAUGAAAGACAUCACCUUUUGAAUCAUCAAUCAAACUCUUGCAGCAGUCAGUAAUAAUGGCUGGCAACCCGCAGUAAGUUCACCGAAAACAAUGGCAGGAGGCUGCCGACACCAUUCAGGUUAAAGCGAUCUUCACCUGACAAUCAAGUUUGCAGUCUACAUCAAUUUAUUUGUAUUCUUUCCCGGGAUCACGGGAAGAUCUGAUGUUGCUUUGGGAUCUCACAGGGGCAAAAAAACCGUCACACUUAACUGCAGCGCAAUUGUGUUCCCACUGGCCAGAAAGAAUUAAAAUUGUUUAUUUGUGGAUGUCUUGGCACAACAAUAAAGUCCAGGAAGCACAAGAA
Pomacea canaliculata is the source of this 2607-nucleotide messenger RNA. RefSeq lists its product as uncharacterized. The transcript is spliced from 7 exons. Lineage: Eukaryota; Metazoa; Mollusca; Gastropoda; Architaenioglossa; Ampullariidae. Bases 240 to 1922 code for a protein of 560 amino acids. The record is from RefSeq and is a predicted model, not a curated record.